Molecule: messenger RNA, 1001 nt
Organism: Mesitornis unicolor (brown roatelo)
Lineage: Eukaryota; Metazoa; Chordata; Aves; Mesitornithiformes; Mesitornithidae
Gene: TIGAR
Product: chromosome unknown open reading frame, human C12orf5
Exons: 6
Biological process (GO): negative regulation of glycolytic process; positive regulation of DNA repair; regulation of pentose-phosphate shunt
Cellular component (GO): cytosol
Molecular function (GO): fructose-2,6-bisphosphate 2-phosphatase activity
Source: RefSeq, a predicted model, not a curated record
AGUUACUCUUCUCUUAAAGACCUGGAUCUGCUGACUCGGUACUCUAGUUUCAGCCUUACUUUUACACCACCUAGAAAAUAUAUGAACGUGAAACAGUUUGUUGAACUUGAAAUCUUCAGUGGAGAAACAAGAUACAACAAAGACAAGAUAUUGCAAGGCCAAGGAGUGGAUGAGCCGCUUUCUGCAACUGGUUUCAGACAAGCAGAUGCUGCUGGUGUAUUUCUCAGUAAUGUGAAGUUUACUCAUGCCUUCUCAAGUGACCUCCUGCGAGCAAAGCAGACUGCUGCCACAAUUCUAGGAAAAAAUAAGUUUUGCAAAGAUUUGAAAAUCAAGUAUGACGCAAGACUUCGAGAACGAAAAUACGGUGUUGCAGAAGGAAGGCCUUUGACUGACCUCAAGGCUAUGGCAAAGGCUGCUGGAGAGCAGUGUCCUUCAUUCACACCUUCUGGAGGAGAAACACUGGAUGAAGUAAGGGAACGCGCAAGAGAUUUUUUUGAAUUUCUGUGUCAGCUGGCUGUUGAAUUGGAGCAGAAAGAACAAGACGCGCAUGGUGCGGCAAGCAGAAGCUCAGGAACAUCUGAAGAACAGUUUGUGUUCCCUUGGACAAACCACUACAGUGAAUCAGAACUUGGCUCUGGUAACGGUGGUGCUUCUAGGAUAUUAGAUGCCAAUAUAUUAGUGGUGAGUCAUGGAGCCUACAUGAGGAACUGGAUUGGUUAUUUUGUUUCAGAUCUCAACUGUACUUUACCAACAAAUUUAACAAAGUCUCAGUUGUCUUCUGUGAGUCCCAAUACAGGAGUUAGUCAUUUCAUUGUAAAACUUGAAAAUGGAAAUUUGUUAAAACCUGAAAUCACAUGUGUUUGUCUUAAUCAAGACUCUCACUUAGUGGAUGUGGGAGCUGAAUGUGUAGCUCAAAAGGUGUUUUAAGAGUCUUUGUAGGGAUAUGAGAUUUUAGAUCACCAUUAUACUAAGCUUGGUAAAGGUAUCUGUAGUAAUUACUG